Messenger RNA from Tigriopus californicus, 3962 nucleotides. RefSeq names its product gamma-aminobutyric acid receptor subunit beta-like. NCBI's taxonomy places the organism in Eukaryota, Metazoa, Arthropoda, Copepoda, Harpacticoida, Harpacticidae. Gene Ontology annotation, molecular function: neurotransmitter receptor activity; extracellular ligand-gated monoatomic ion channel activity; chloride channel activity. Gene Ontology annotation, biological process: nervous system process; chemical synaptic transmission; regulation of membrane potential. Gene Ontology annotation, cellular component: neuron projection; membrane; synapse. The record is from RefSeq and is a predicted model, not a curated record. The transcript is spliced from 10 exons. Bases 1821 to 3788 code for a protein of 655 amino acids.
CAGGAAGCAUCCCAGUAGGUAGGCAGCUCUAACGCUCGCCUGCUCGUUGAUUCACCGGCCUUCGUUUCCAGUUGGUCCUUCAAGCCGCUCGGCCUUAUUGAAUUUUGUUCCUUCUCCAUCUCCCCGAACUCACUUUUACUUUUAGGCUCUUUCCCAACCAACAACACGCCCACCCAUACAUACUCACCCGCAUACUCUCCUCCCCUCCCCCGUUUUUGAUGGUGGUGGUGAUGGUGGUGGUGGAGUUAGAGGUGGUAGUGGUGGGUUUCCUUCCUACUUCCUUCGGUCUUCGUCAAUUCGAAUCCACGGAUGGAAGGAAGGUCGGUUUUCUUCGGGCGGAGCUGAAUAAAGAGCCUGCGCUUGUAUAGUUCGAAAGAGAAAGAGAGAGAGAGAGCAACACUAAAGAAGAGAAGGAGACGAAGGCCGAACAGAAGAGCGAGAGAAGAAACGAGUGAGUGAGUGAGUGAGUGAGUCUGUACGUUUUGACGAAGAACUAGAACUAGCGGUGGAAGUAGUCGUCGUAAUGGUUGUGGUCCAAGAGGAGCUUGAAGACAGCGGCAUUUCUAUCAUCAGCAGCAACAUCACACACCAAAGCACAGACCUCCCCGCACACACCAAGACAAUUGAGUGGCCUUCUCGACUCCCGAGUGCUUACAAUCAUCUCACCACCCCGCACCCAAUCUGCUAGACGUCUUUAAUUUGAGCAUACCCUCGUUUAGGAGUUUUGCGUUUUUGUUGUCAUCGUCUCAUCCUUUUGUGUGUUUGUACCCAACGGAACCGUCGAUUGAUUCCCCCCGACUCUUCCGUCAAGUUCGCUGACAAUACAGGUGCUAACCCCUUCAAGUCAAUGCUCGAUCCGGGGCACAUGGGAACAAGUUGGGGACGACAGGCCUAAUCAGACUCGGGAAUCAUUAGUGUUCCUGAUUCCAUUACCAAGAACGCUGCGGUGUUUGCAUGCGGGUGCUAGUGCUCCAAGACCGAAUUGCCCAGUCCCACGGGCUUCGUUCCCGACGUCGCACUCGUCGUCGUGGUCGCUGUCCGUGCUCCUUGGUUCCAAGUCAACAUCUCUCGUCAAGUUUGACGCCAUUCGCUAAAUUUUGAAACGCUCCAUGGAGGAGGAGGAAAGAGUGAAAAGUUGCCAUUCCUUUUGAUUCUGUGACGUGAUUCAAAUCUGACGACCAAGGUCUUCACGCCAAGCUCACCCGGAGUAGGUCGUGGGGCGAUAGGUUGACAUCGAAGCAAUGGGUCUGCUUUUGAAAUCGGAGGCUUGAUUUGACCAGCCGAUUGCAGAGGCGCGACCUGUACAGCGAUUGAUCUCUUAGGAAUGAUUGACUUCACGACAAGUGAAUGAUAGUUUUGCGUAUUUACUCCAAUACUCCGAACUGGUUCUGACUGGCAGAAGCAACGCAAUCAAAAAAAAAGCUCUUGGCUGUGAUAGUUCCAUUGGGUGUGAAUACUCCGGAACCACGUGAACAACAGCGAUAACACGUGUAUUAUUAUGUGAAGACACACAAGAAUUGCUCAAAUUCCAUGACGAAAUGGAUGCUUUAAAGGUGAAGGAUAUCGUCUGUGCAACAACUGCCACGCUAUCCGAUGAUCUUGAAGGUCUCGGUUGUCAUCCUUCAUCAAGGACACUCAGACGCAAUCUCCCUCUGACCCUCUCCACGUGGUUGUGGUCAACUCCUCUAAUUGAAGAGUGAUGUUCUGGACGAUUGACGUGUUCUUGCCAGUGAUGAACACUAUUUGUCCACAAGAUUAUUGGUCUUGAUCAAGCCUUCUACACCUCUUGCCCCGAGGAGGGGAAUCCCAAGACAGGAAGGAUGAGCACCUUCGGCAUACAGAGGCGUUGUCAGGAUGUGGUCAUUGCUAAAAUGACACUACUCAUCGCCAUUUUGACCAUAUUCUUUGGUCAAACCUUCAAGCUAAAUGUCUUCGUUGAAGGCCAACAGUCCAGCUUCGCAGAUGUCAACAUAUCCGCCCUUUUAAAUUCCUUUCAAGAGGGUUACGACAAACGAGUACGACCAAACUAUGGGGGCGAACCAGUGACAGUGGGAGUGACAAUGUAUGUCUUAUCCAUCAGCUCUGUCUCCGAAGUCAUGAUGGAUUUCACCUUGGACAUGUACUUUCGGCAGUUCUGGCAAGACCCACGCCUCUCCUUCGAAGGCCAAAAGGGACUCAAAAAGCUGGUGGUUGGGGCUCAGUACAUUGAAAAGAUCUGGGUCCCGGACACCUUCUUUGUUAAUGAGAAAACGGCUUAUUUUCACAAGGCCACCACCGAGAACCAGUUUCUUCGGAUUUUGAACACGGGCGAGAUUUUACGAAGCAUUAGAUUAACAAUUACAGCUUCCUGUCCAAUGGAUCUCCAGUACUUUCCGAUGGACCGACAGUUGUGCUAUAUAGAAAUCGAAAGUUUUGGUUAUACCAUGAGUGAUAUUAGAUACAAGUGGAAUGAUGGGCUGAAUUCGGUCCAGAUUUCCGCCGAUGUUUCGCUUCCACAAUUCAAAGUGCUAGGUCACAGGCAAAAGACCAUUGAAGCCAGCCUUUCCACAGGAAACUAUUCGCGGUUAGCUUGCGAGAUCCAGUUUGUGCGCUCCAUGGGCUACUACCUGAUCCAGAUCUACAUCCCCUCCAGUCUGAUCGUCAUCAUCUCUUGGGUAUCGUUCUGGUUGAAUCGUGGUGCCACGCCUGCUCGAGUGGGUCUGGGUGUGACCACUGUGUUGACCAUGACCACGCUCAUGGCAUCAACUAAUGCCGCGCUGCCAAAGAUCUCCUAUGUGAAAUCCAUCGACGUGUACCUGGGAGCCUGCUUCUUCAUGGUGUUCGCCUCUCUACUGGAAUACGCCAGUGUGGGCUACAUGGCCAAGCGAAUUCAAAUGAGGAAAAAUCGUUUCUUACAGAGAUGGCGUAUGUGUGAAGUAACCAGGAAUGGCAUGCUGGCUUCCGCUUUUGUAGAACGCAAGAAACCACCGGAACACCUACCAAACCUCUGCAGUGAGAGGAGGGUUGUUUUUGCCAAACAGACAUUGGACUCGGGAUACGCACCAAAAAAAAUCCCUGAGCCCUACCAAGGUGCCCUUUUGGUAGCCCCGUGCUAUAUGGAAAUACGCCUGAACAUGCAUGAUAUGAACAAGUCCAAUUUUUCUGCCGCUGCCUCAUCUUCAGUCCGGCUCAACAAGAGUGGCAUCCCACUCUCCAGCACGUCCGGGUCGCUCCAUCACCCCAUGAGCCCCCUCUCCACUUCCCAACAACAUGUCCUUCAUCAUCACGUGGGAGCCCAAUCACCACAACGCAUGUAUCACAACCAUCAGCAUCAGUCGCAGCCAGCUCCUCACCCACAAAGCUAUCACUCCUUGGGGCGAUCGUCGGAGCAACGGGAAGAAUACGUGGGCCAUCAUAAUCGAAGUCAGAGUGUCAACAAUUCCCCGUACUUGCCUCACCCUUCGACCUCUUCCCAACCUUCCCGACAUCACCCGCACUCCGAGAACUAUCGGAACCAUGAGGAUAGAGGCGGUGGAGGUUACGCCCGACCAGGUCAGUCUGGUCAGCCACAUUUCGUACCUCAGAUGCCUCCCAACGGUAAUGCCUUGGCCAAUGCGACCCACCAGCAACUGGAGUGCAAGAAGAACUUACAGAAAAUGAUGGGCAUAUCGCCUUCGGACAUUGACAAGUACUCUCGGAUCUUCUUCCCCAUCUCAUUCAUCUCCUUUAACCUGAUGUAUUGGAUUAUCUACCUUCACGUGAGUGACGAGAUCGCCGAGGAUCUUGUCAUGCUUCAUCCGGACGAGUGAUUGGAAGUGGCUCGCCGUGGGACCAAGAACGACCAUGUGGACAAUAAUUGUCUGAACAAGCCCUACAUACGCCUAAUGCAUGUCCCUUCCGUUACUUCUCUAAGAUGUUGAACUAAUCGACUACCGUCAACACAGAUGCAUGUGCCAUAAAUUUCAAUUGUUAUUAUGGGUGAA